GAGAAGCUGUGGGAUGGUGGUUGGCUUCUAUGCCAGUUGCUUCCUUACAGAUAGUCAGAGUUCAACAGCAACCACCUUAAGAUGGUGUUUUGCUCUUAAUAGUUUGAAAUUGGAUUGCAAGACAAGGAGAAUGUUUGAGGAAAAGGGGCGUUACAGGUUACAGGCAGGAGAGACAGAGCCAAGCCUCUGCCAUUCAAGAUGGAUUCUAGCGGUCCAUGGGACCUUGCCAGAGCUAAUGAAGGGAACCCAAGAGUCAGAUCCAAGUUUAUUGCACCAUGUUAUUAUAUGAACAAGAAUCCGACAAUAUCAGAGGGUGAAAACCAACGAGAGAUUUGUGUUAGUUCUAUUUUUCUUGAAGGUGAGGAUAUAAAUAUGAGCAUUUCACAUGCUGCUGAUUCUAUUAGUUUGAAAAAGAUACCAAGAUAUGAAGUUAAAAUUAUUGACGAGGAUGACUGGAUGAAAGGAGCUCAGUUUGGUGCUGCCUUUGCCAUUGGAGUCGAUAUAGAUUCACAAGCAAUUGCAUCAGCAUCUGAAAAUGAUACUCUGAAUAACAUCAGACCAGACAAGCUGCAACUGCACUUGAUUGCAAGCCAAAUUUCUUCAUCCUGCAGGGAUGACUGGCCAUCUAGAGUUGUCGAGGGAGAAAAUGCUUUCGAGAUAGACACAGUCACUCACAAGGAUAAAUAUGAUGUGGUCAUCGCAAACAUACUUUUAAAUCCUCUGUUAAAUCUUGCUGAUCAAAUUAUCUUUUCUGUAAAGCCUGGAGCAAUUAUUGGUCUCUCUGGAAUCUUAAGUGAACAAGUCCAGAACUUAUUACAAAAAUAUUCACUAUUCUUAGAAGGCAUAGAAGUGUCGAAAAUGGAUGACUGGGCAUGUGUGAGUGGCAGAAAAAGAAAGAAUAUAGAUAUCUGCUGAUUCGUUGCUGUAGAUACUUGGUCUAGGGGUUUAACUUUUCUCAUCCAAUCAUUCUUUGCCAUUUUAAUGCCACCCAGAAUGUUUUACAAGAAGCAACAUGUUGAUGAUAUACUAGGAAUUAUAGUUGAUGAUCAAUACAUUUUGUUUGUGUUUUGAAUUAUAUAUAUUGACUUGCUUGUUUAUAGUA
This is a messenger RNA of Arachis ipaensis, 1102 nucleotides long. Lineage: Eukaryota; Viridiplantae; Streptophyta; Magnoliopsida; Fabales; Fabaceae. The record is from RefSeq and is a predicted model, not a curated record.